AUGUGGCACGUCAAUCUCGCCGGUGCGAAACAUGCCUGCCAAACACAUGGCACCGCCCUCCGAGAAGCUGUCGCUGGUGACACGAAACCCUGGGAACAAAAGGGUCGAAACGACCCCCCGGCAAAACUACCCUACGACCCCAUCCAUCCUACUAGACCUGCUGAAAUGCAUAGUGAGCAGGUGCUGAAGUGUCUAUCAACGAAUUUCCUCAGUGCAGCUAAUAAAGUUCCUGAACUGAGGCAAUUGGCACGUGACAAGGAGCCACAAAUAAUAGCCCUAACGGAGACAUGGCUCCAUCAAGAGAUACUAAAUGGUGAAAUAUUGAUCGAAGGGUUCAUCAUGUCCAGACCGGACUCACACCGUGGUCAUGUGGGUGGAGGGGCUCUCUUCCUUAAUGAUUCCCCUCCACCGGCUUUGCGUGUUUUUCUUCCUACCAUCCAAUCGAUUGAGAUCCUAUGGGUCAACAUCAUCUCCCCGACCAGAGACUGA
Echinostoma caproni is the source of this 489-nucleotide messenger RNA. The record is from the annotation of a GenBank genome assembly. NCBI's taxonomy places the organism in Eukaryota, Metazoa, Platyhelminthes, Trematoda, Plagiorchiida, Echinostomatidae.